AUGUCGAGCUACCCCACUCCGGGAUCCUCGAGUAGUUUUACAGCAUCACCAGGCACUGUAAUUGAAGAAGAGCAGAAAUACGCAGUCGCAAGGAUCGGUAACGCCCAAGAGCGAAGAAGAGAACAGAACCGCAAAUCACAGCAAACAUACCGUACCAAGCAUAAGAAAGGCGCGGAAAAGAUAGAAUUUCUCAUUAAGGAGGAUAAAGAGGCCGAGGAGAGAAUUCUGUUGCAUCCAAAGUUCCCUCUUUGCCCUGAAUACGAACGGCACCUGGCACAAGGCUUUGUUUUUGACGAAGAAACCUACGGAAACGUUGAUUGGUCCGUCGAGCCAUCCUUUCCCAUAGCCAGCAUCAUCGGACGCCAAUUUAUGCCUUCUAUUCCGCCAGAGCUUGUUAUUCCAGCCGAAUCCUGGCUGGAAGCGACAGGACCUCUACGGGUUGGGGAUCACAACAGAGAUGUUGAUCGAUAA
Messenger RNA from Morchella importuna, 471 nucleotides. RefSeq lists its product as uncharacterized. The transcript is spliced from 3 exons. Gene Ontology annotation, biological process: regulation of DNA-templated transcription. The record is from RefSeq and is a predicted model, not a curated record. Lineage: Eukaryota; Fungi; Ascomycota; Pezizomycetes; Pezizales; Morchellaceae. Gene Ontology annotation, molecular function: DNA-binding transcription factor activity. Bases 1 to 471 code for a protein of 156 amino acids.